AUGCACAUCGGCAGCCUGUCAAGGAUUUCGAGGAUCGAGGACGGGGAUCUCAGCAAAAUGAAAAACCAGGGCAGCAGAAUCGGGCAAAGCUUUUGCUUGGCCCCGACUGUGGCCGAAUCGGAUGUCGAGUACUGCCCGCCUAGUCGCCUCUGCCUUGACGCAUCACAAAAAAAAGCUGGGGCGGCCCAGCCAGCACAUCGAGGCGGAAAACCAGGGGUCGUUAGCGAGGCUGGGAUUGGGCGGCAGCGCUGGUGGGGCGCUUGGGACAGCGCCCUUCGGCAGGCCCUGUUGGGUGCUAGCGGCAUGGGAGACGCCACGCGCACUGAGGCUGGUGCGGGCGCUGAUUGGGCAUGGUUUGUGCAGUUGUGUGCGUUCGUUCGUGCUUCUCCCAGCCCGGGCCUGUGGGUGUGGGUGCCAUCGAACGGAUGGAUCUCGAACAAGCGGAGGCUCCAAAGCAUUUUGAUCUUCGACUCGCCAUCAAACAGCCACGCCUUCCACACCCUAUCGCGGCGACCCAGGCCAUCCAGCAUCAUCGCCGCCGACGUCUCGACCGACACCGCGCUGCUGGCUUUUGGCACCCUGCACCACGAUUUUUGA
Messenger RNA from Gaeumannomyces tritici R3-111a-1, 597 nucleotides. RefSeq lists its product as hypothetical. NCBI's taxonomy places the organism in Eukaryota, Fungi, Ascomycota, Sordariomycetes, Magnaporthales, Magnaporthaceae. Bases 1 to 597 code for a protein of 198 amino acids. The transcript has 2 exons. The record is from RefSeq and is a predicted model, not a curated record.